Mycena indigotica is the source of this 1683-nucleotide messenger RNA. RefSeq lists its product as uncharacterized. The transcript has 14 exons. Gene Ontology annotation, biological process: carbohydrate metabolic process. Lineage: Eukaryota; Fungi; Basidiomycota; Agaricomycetes; Agaricales; Mycenaceae. Bases 1 to 1683 code for a protein of 560 amino acids. The record is from RefSeq and is a predicted model, not a curated record.
AUGCGACGCGGCAUCGCACUGUGGUCCGCGGUCUUCGCUGGCGCGACAGGUGUGACGGCGUCGUGCAGCUCAUUUGGCAACCACGCACAAAGGCCGCAGGGGACGCCUUCGAAAGGCCCGCUGGGGCUGCCAUACAUGCGUCCUGAUCCCGGAUGUCGCACAUUCAACAGUUCCGCCGUCGAAAAAGUCGUCGAUAACCUCGUAAAGCGGAUGAAAGACCCCGACCUCGCGCGCCUCUUCCAAAACACAUACCCCAAUACACUUGACACGACGAUCAAGUGGUUUAACGACGACCUCGCAUUCGUUGUCACAGGCGACAUUCCCGCCGAGUGGCUCCGCGACAGCUCGAAUCAGUUCAAGCCGUAUCUGAACUUGGUCGGCCAUGAUGAGCCACUGCGCCAGCUUACGAGGGGCGUAAUCAAUCUGCAGGCGCGGUAUAUCACACAAUACCCGUACUGCAAUGCAUUCCAGCCCCCGCCAGAGUCGGGCCUACCGAAACAGUGGGGGAGCGGAGACACCGGCGCAAGGAUAUCUCCGCCCGACGACAUGUCAAUCGUAUGGACUUGUGGCUACGAGCUUGACUCGUUGCUGAGCUUUAUCCAGCUCAGCAGGCUAUACUACGACUUCUCAGGCGAUACGACCGUGUUCACCUACGACAACGGCAAAUGGUUUACCGCCAUGGAGAGCGUGCUGAAGGUCAUCGAAGACCAGACGGUGGGCACGUUCGAUGCGGAGGGACACGUCGUGUCCUUCUACAAUAUUAGUGGGCCAAAUCAACAGUACAUGAAGAACAACGGGCGUGGUCCCCCCAAGGCCAAAGUCGGGCUGAUCGGCACGACCUACCGCCCUUCAGACGACGUCGUCUACUUCCCAUAUAACAUCCCGCACCAAGCCAUGGCCAUCGUGGAGCUGCGCGGGUUCGCUGCUUUGCUUUCUAACCUCAAAAAGCGCGCGGAGAAAGACACACAUCUGGCGUCGGUGCUUAAAGACCACCCAGGCAUGUCGGCGAUGGCACUGAAGCGGGCCAAGAGCGUCGAAGACGCACUUUGGGAGUAUGGCACGGUGCCGACGAAGAAGUGGGGAGAGGUGUUUGCGUACGAGGUCGAUGGGUUUGGAGGGGCGGCCAUUCAAGAUGACGCAAAUGUGCCGUCGCUGAUCUCCCUUCCGUACCUGGGCUUCGUGAACGCAACCGACAAGAUAUAUAAAAAUACACGCAAGAUGCUACUGUCACCCAAGGGCAACCCGUAUUAUGCGCAUGGGCCUGCCAUAAGAGGCGUGUCGAGUCCGCAUAUUGACGAGGCGCAUGUUUGGCCAAUGGGGAUUGUAAGCGAGGUGUUUAGCAGCACGGACGACCAGGAGAUCUUGGAUGCGCUUGAGUGGCUGAAAAAUUCGACGACAGGGCUGGGACUGAUACACGAAAGCGUGCAUACGCAUAAUGGGCGGGAUUAUACUCGGCCGUGGUUUGCCUGGGCGAACUCCUACUUCGGCGAAGCGAUAGUCUACCUCGCAGAGACGAAGCCGCACCUACUGUUUUCAGACCGCAAGCCGCUCGACCUCAAGGCGCUGCUCGGCGGCGAGACACUGUCGACGGAGACAGUGACGCUCGGCAGCACGGAUAGCUGGCGCGACUGGUGGGAGGGGUGGUGGCUCGGCAUCACGCGCUGGGUAGAUAACUUACUGUAG